AUGCAAUUUAAAUCCAUUCUUGUUUCUGCACUAGUCUCCGGCUACGUCGCUGGUGCUAACGAGACGGACUCUUCAUCUUCGUCGUCGUGGGCCACUUUGACCCCAUCGAAGACCUUGUCUGGGGGGGCUACCGAUUAUUCAGAUGCUUUUGGAAUUGCCAUCCAGAAGGUGACCGGUUCCUCCGCGUCGGUAACUGCUACAGCCUCUGGAAAAGCUAAGAGAGAUGCAGUCUCGCAGAUCGGCGAUGGACAGGUCCAAGGUACCACUGCUACUCCAGCGUCUGCUACUGCCUCCAGUGCCACAAGCUCUGCUUCAUCGGCCGCAGCUGCCUCGCAAGUAUCCGAUGGUCAAAUCCAGGCGUCUACAGCUUCUUCCGAAAAGAAAACAACGACUCUUGCGUCUAACUCCGUGGCUGCCUCUGCCUCUGGCUCAGUAGACUCCAAAUUAAAGGUUGUCUCCUGUAAGACCGACGGCACUCUAGAGAUGACUUUGAAAGGGGGGAUUCUCAAGGACGCUAAGGGAAGAAUCGGUUCCAUCGUGGCUAACAGACAAUUCCAAUUUGAUGGUCCUCCUCCACAAGCCGGUGCCAUCUACGCUGCUGGCUGGACUAUCACAAAGAAUGGUAACCUAGCCAUUGGCGAAACAGAAGUAUUUUACCAAUGUCUAUCUGGUACUUUUUACAACUUGUAUGACGAAUCUAUUGGUGACCAGUGCUCGCCAGUUCACUUAGAAGUUGUCAAACUGGUUGAAUGUUAA
Molecule: messenger RNA, 756 nt
Organism: Lachancea dasiensis
Lineage: Eukaryota; Fungi; Ascomycota; Saccharomycetes; Saccharomycetales; Saccharomycetaceae
Source: the annotation of a GenBank genome assembly